AUGUUCUUAAAAUUCUCAGUGUUGGUCCUUUGGAUUCAACUGGCAUGGGAGAGCACCCAGCAGCUGGAGCAGAGUCCUCGGUUUCUAAGCAUCCAGGAAGGAGAAAAUUUCACCGUGUACUGCAACUCCUCAAGCACCUUCACCAGCUUUCACUGGUACAGACAGAGUCCCGAGGAAGGACCUGUCCUCUUGGUGAUAUUAACUAAGGGCGGAGAAAUGAAGACGCAGAAGAGACUAAAGGCUCGGUUUGGUGAGACAAGAAAGGACAGCUCCCUGAGCAGCACAGCAGCCCAGCCCGGGGAUGCAGGCGGCUACCUCUGUGCAGGGCCACAGUGCUCCUGCGCCACCUGCUGCCUGCACACAAACCCUGCUUCAGGCCUCCAGUCGCACAGCUGCUUCACUGCUCCAGCUCCACUUCACGCACCCCUCGUCAUGGACAAUGACAACAGCCUCAGUCCCUCAUGGAACCAUUCCUGCUGCCUUUCCAGAACACUUACCACGUACCCUAGAGGACAAGAUUCAUCUGUUACGAGGCAAAAUUCCAGAAAUAAAGCUCACUAUUUGAAUGAGUUAAAAUAUGGGUCUACAGCUCCCCAGGGUAGGCAGGAGUGGGAAGAAGAGGGUCGAAAGAGAGGGACAAAUGGAGGAUAUCAGAGUGCCUCCCAAAGACCACAGCCAGGAAUGGUUAAUACAAGGGGCCAGAAAUGA
This is a messenger RNA of Vicugna pacos (alpaca), 708 nucleotides long. The record is from RefSeq and is a predicted model, not a curated record. Lineage: Eukaryota; Metazoa; Chordata; Mammalia; Artiodactyla; Camelidae.